Sordaria macrospora k-hell is the source of this 1041-nucleotide messenger RNA. RefSeq lists its product as uncharacterized. Gene Ontology annotation, molecular function: oxidoreductase activity, acting on the CH-OH group of donors, NAD or NADP as acceptor. Lineage: Eukaryota; Fungi; Ascomycota; Sordariomycetes; Sordariales; Sordariaceae. The record is from RefSeq and is a predicted model, not a curated record.
AUGUCGUCGUCGCCAACCGGUCAGUUUGCUAUUCCUAAAGGCUCAACUGUGCUCGUCACGGGCGCCGCGGGCUUUAUUGGAUCUCACAUCGCCGACCAGUUCCUCAAACACGGCUACAAGGUCCGCGGUACCACGCGAAGCCCAGAGAAGAAUGCUUGGAUCAGCAACUUGUUGGACAAAAAGUACGGCCCGGGUAACUUCGAAUUGAUGGCUGUACCAGACAUGGCAGAGCCAAACGCCUUCGCGCAAGUGGUCAAGGGCGUCUCAGCCGUUGUCCACACCGCAUCCAUCUUCACCAUGGACCCCAACCCCGACCACGUGAUACCGGGAACCGUGGCGGGGACGCGUAACGCUCUGGAAUCCGCGGCGCGGGAGCCAAGCGUCAAGCGCUUCGUGCUCACGUCCUCUUCGACCGCGGCCUUGAUUCCAAAGCCCAACAACCCCUUCAAGGUCACCACCGACACGUGGAACGACGAGGCGGUGGAGCAGGCUUAUCGCGACCCACCGCCCUAUGGACCCGAGCACGCGCUGCCCGUGUAUGCAGCCAGCAAGACCUUGUCAGAAAAGGAGGCCUGGAAGUUCAUGGAGGAGAAGCAACCGGGUUUUACCCUAAAUACAGUCGUGCCGAAUCUCAACUUCGGCGCUAGUCUCGACCCCGCCAACCAAGGCCACCCAUCCACUUCGGGCAUUGUUGUGAGUCUCUUCAACGGAGACACCAACGGCUAUCAGGCCAGUGUCCCACCUCAGUACUAUGUCGACGUCCAGGACGACGCCCUCCUGCAUGUGGCGGCCGCGAUCCUCCCAGAGGUUCAGUCAGAACGUAUCUUUGCGUUCGCCGAGACCAUAAACGGAGAUGGGAUCCUGGACGUGUUUCGCCGGCUGUACCCGACCCGCAGCUUUGCCUCGCCCUUCCAAGCCGGGGAGGAUCUGAGCGAGAUUGUUCCUCGUCAGCGGGCGGAGGAUCUGCUGCGAAAGAUGGGCAAGGACGGGUGGACAGGGUUGGAGCAGAGCAUCAAGUGGAACACCGAGGAUCUUGUCUAG